This is a messenger RNA of Carica papaya (papaya), 1017 nucleotides long. Its product is annotated as neurogenic locus notch-like protein. The record is from RefSeq and is a predicted model, not a curated record. NCBI's taxonomy places the organism in Eukaryota, Viridiplantae, Streptophyta, Magnoliopsida, Brassicales, Caricaceae.
UGAAAUGCGAGGUAACGAGAAACCUCAACUCUCAACGACCCAACUUAGGGAGGUCCACGAAUGUUAAGCCGGUCAGCCACGUUAACUUCCAACUACGACAGCUUCCCGCUCCAUUAAAGGCGCCUCAAAUCUUGAAACUCCUCCCUCCUUUCUAUAUCUAUUUACUUCGUUCUCUCUGCAUAUUCAAUUUCUAGAGAUGGCUUCUGUUGCCGCCGUGAUUUCUCUUCUCCUUAUUCCCCUUCUUCUUCAUUCUAACACUGCUGCGAGCGACUUUUUGACUCCACUUCUCUCUCCCCUUUUCGAUGAUGUGUGCAAAGAAGUAGAGUGUGGAAGGGGUAGUUGCAAGUCUUCUCCAAAUAGUACCUUCUUCUUUGAAUGUCAUUGUGAUCUUGGGUGGAAGCAGACGCGCUCUGAUCAAGAUCAUCUUUUCAACUUUCUUCCGUGCAUAGUUCCCAACUGCACACUCAAUUCAGCCUGCCUUGAAGCUGCUCCCUCUGUUCAACAGAAAUCCCCAAGAGCUAAUGAGUCAAUCUUCGAUCCCUGCAGGUGGGCAGAUUGUGGAGGUGGUUCGUGCAAAAAGUUAUCAGAGUUCACCUAUGCUUGUGAAUGUGAAAAAGGCUAUAAUAACAUACUCAAUGUAUCUGCAUUCCCAUGUUACAGAGAAUGUGCAUUUGGAAUGGAUUGUGCAAAUCUUGGGAUUGCUUUGUCAAACCGUUCUUCUUCUGGGACGCAUGCUUUGCCUGACAGUGGGAAGAACCAAGCUCCAGGAGAGAAUGGGUUUUGGUGGGUAGUUUUGACAAUGGCUCUGGCUUUGUGGAUGUAGUUGAAUGACUAAGCAGCAGAUGAAUAAUUAUGGUGAGUUACGAGCUUAUUGAUAAAUAAGCUGCGGAUGAAUAUUUUGGUGUUGUAAUUAAUCAGUUAGACGAGAGAUUUUCUCGCACGGUUGCACUCACCACAUGUAAAUUAUGAACCACUGCAAUAUGAUGAGUUAACAUGGCAGGAACUGAUUUUAAAGCC